This is a messenger RNA of Pseudophryne corroboree (corroboree frog), 4222 nucleotides long. It is a transcript of the gene ZER1, whose product is annotated as zyg-11 related cell cycle regulator. The coding region runs from base 303 to 2606 and encodes 767 amino acids. Lineage: Eukaryota; Metazoa; Chordata; Amphibia; Anura; Myobatrachidae. The record is from RefSeq and is a predicted model, not a curated record. Gene Ontology annotation, cellular component: Cul2-RING ubiquitin ligase complex. Gene Ontology annotation, molecular function: protein binding. The transcript is spliced from 16 exons.
CGGAAGUGAUGGCGGAAUUUGUUGACAGCGGAGCCCGUAGGAUACCCAAGUGAGGAGGAGGAGGAGGAGGAGGAGGAUCGGCUGUGAGCACGGCCCGGGACGGAGAGACCCAGCCCUGAGCCGCCGUGUCUGUGCCGGGCACCGUCAGGAGGAGUCCCCGGGGUAGGCUGCGGGAGACCACACUGGCUAUUAAAGGAAACGUGCUCCCCUAAUGAGCCAGAAAAGCUAACAAAGGAGGAGGGCAUCCAUCUUUCUGGUGCCCAUUCUACCCAGUAACAUUUACUCUACCGCACCUUACCAAGAUGGCGUCUGACAGCCCGGAGUCUCUCAUGACCAUCUGCACUGACUUCUGCCUCCGGAACUUAAAGGGGACUCUCUGCUACCUCUUAGACAAUGAAACCUUGCGUCUACAUCCAGAUAUCUUCCUGCCCAGCGAAAUCUGUGACCGGCUGGUGAAUGAGUACAUUGAACUGGUGAAUUCGGACAGCAGUUUUGAGCCCCACGAGAGCUUCUUCACCCUGUUCGCUGAGCCGCAGAGCACCCGUCUCACACGUCUACAUUUAAGGGAGGAUAUUGUCCAGGACCAAGAUCUAGAAGCCAUCUCUAAGCAAGACCUGAUUGAACUGUACCUUACAAACUGUGAGAGGCUGACAGCCAAGAGCCUGCAGAACCUGGCAAACUUCAAAUCUACCCUAGUAUCCCUAAGCCUCUUUGGAUGCAGCAACAUCUUCUAUGAAGAGGAGAACCUGGGUCGCUAUGACGACACGGACUGCCUGGUGAACCCCACCCGUCAGAUCCUGUCCCGGGACUUCACUUUUCAGGGAUUCCAACAGCUACGUUUCCUAAACCUUGGCUGCAUCACCAAGGGGGUAGACAUUGAGAUGAUGCUGCGCCCUCUGCUUUGUUUAAAAGCUCUAAAUCUUUCGGGAAUUCAGAUGAACGACAUCAGCUUUCUGACUCAGUGGAAAGACACAUUGGUGUCUCUAGUCUUGUACAACAUGGACCUGUCUGAGGAGCACAUCCGAGUCAUAGUACAGCUGCAGAAACUCAGGCACCUGGAUAUCUCCCGUGAUAGACUAUCAAGUUACUACAAGUUCAAACUCACUCGCAAGGUACUAAACCUGUUUAUGCAGAACCUGGAAGAACUAGUCUCCUUGGACAUCUCUGGUCACACAAUGCUGGAGAACUGUGCCACCUCCAAGAUGGACGACGAAUUGGGUCCUCCUAGUACCAACCCUAGUAAGAGCAGUAUCAUUCCAUUCCGAUCCCUGAAGAGGCCUCUGCAGUUCCUGGGCCUUUUUGAAACCUUCUUCUGCCACCUGACGCACAUCCCGGCCUACAAGGUGAGUGGAGACAAAAAUGAGGAGCAAGUGCUGAAUACCAUUGAAUCGUACACUGAGCAUCGUCCUGAGAUAACCUCCCGUGCCAUAAAUCUCCUGUUCGAUAUUGCUCGUAUAGAGAGGUGCAACCAGCCGCUGCGGGCCUUGCAGUUGGUAAUCGCUGCCCUCAAGUGUCACAAGUACGAUAAAACGAUCCAGGUGACGGGAAGUGCCGCCCUGUUCUACCUGACAAAUUCUGACUACCGCAGUGAGCAGAGCGUGAGGCUACGGCGGCAGGUCAUCCAAGUGGUGCUAAACGGAAUGGAAUCAUACCAGGAAGUGACAGUGCAGAGAAACUGCUGCCUGACGCUGUGUAAUUUCGGCAUCCCCGAAGAGCUGGAGUUCCAGUACCAGAGGGUGAAUGAGCUGCUGCUUAAUAUACUGAUCCCGACACGGCAGGACGAGUCCAUCCAGCGCAUCGCUGUCCAUCUUUGCAAUGCCCUGGUCUGCCAGGUGGAUAACGACCACAAGGAGGCCGUGGGCAAGAUGGGAUUUGUCAUGACUAUGCUGAAACUAAUACAGAAGAAACUCCAGGACAAAACAUGUGACCAGGUGAUGGAAUUUUCAUGGAGUGCCCUGUGGAACAUCACAGAUGAGACCCCAGAUAACUGUGAGAUGUUCCUCAAUUACAGCGGCAUGAAACUAUUUCUGGAUUGCCUAAGAGAAUUUCCAGAAAAGCAGGAACUUCAUCGCAACAUGCUGGGGCUUCUGGGAAAUGUGGCAGAGGUGCGGGAACUCCGGCCACAGCUGAUGACGUCACAGUUCAUCACAGUUUUCAGCAACCUCUUGGAAAGCAAAGCAGAUGGGAUUGAAGUGUCCUACAAUGCCUGCGGGGUGCUGUCACACAUUAUGUUUGAUGGACCCCAGUCCUGGUACAUUGGAGGACCGACACGCCAGGAGGUGGAGGAACGUAUGUGGACAGCAAUUCAGAGUUGGGAUAUCAGCUCCAGAAGGAAUAUUAACUACCGGUCAUUUGAGCCAAUUCUUCGGCUUCUACCCCAGAAUGUUUCUCCGGUCAGCCAGCAUUGGGCGACAUGGGCCCUGUACAAUCUUGUAUCUGUAUAUCCGGACAAAUACUGCCCCCUGUUGAUUAAAGAAGGAGGGCUCCCGCUGCUGAUAGAUGUGCUUAAAAUGCCUACUACACGACAAGAAACCAAGGACAUGGCCAGGAAAGUUCUUGAUCAUUGUGAUAGUUAUAAUGAAGAGAGCAUGGACACAUUAUUAUAAAGAGACUGUAGGAAGCCAUCUGUAUCAUUCUCUGCACUUCUUCACAGAAGACAUUUGAAACAAGAGGUAGCCGUGUGUGUCCGGCGCCACCAAGUGGUCAGAGGACUUAUUUGCACAAGACAGUCUUGUCAUCCGUGGUUUAUUAUUUUUUUAUUUUUGCUAUUGAUUUCUCUUUGGGUGUGGUUACUGUAGAAGACUACAAGAGCGACAGAGGAUACAAGAAAUAUAUACGAGUACUAGUGUAAUCCAGGAUGUUGUGUAGGUACCUUUGGAAGCUCCUGGACAGGGGAUGCAGUUGUUCCCCACGCAACUUGCAGAUGCCUCACAGACUUUGCAACCCGAUGGUUAAAAAAACACAGAAUAAAAAGUUACCACAUUCAUUUAUGUAACUACCAGCUGAUUCCCAGCAUUUAAUAAUGAAACAUUUUUGCCAACUUAAUGAUCGCCAGCUUUGAUUAUUAUAUUACAACAACCCUAAGACAUUUGGUUAGGUAAGAAAAAACUGUGUCGUAUAUAUGGAAAAUGUCUGAUCACACUUCAGCACUACUAGAACCAUGGGACAAGAAGCACUCGACGGCUACCCAUAUUUACUUAUGGAAAAUGCUUUUUUCUGGCCUGGACCAUCCUUUUUCCCCAAAAAAUAAAAGUGUGAAUCUGUGACAAGAGGCAAGGACGUUUGAAAACUAUAUAAGAAUCCUAUCUUACGUAAUAGAAAAAUGAAGAAACAGAAUUUGCACCACCACUGCCAGUGAAGCCUACCCAGAGGGCUAUGUGCUGCUUAAGACUGGCGCAAAGUAAAAUUUGCAUAAGCCUAAAAUUUAACAAGUAUAGUCUGUCCUGGAUGUUUUUAAUUAUUUUUUUUUCUUUCUUCAAUAACAUAUUUCCAUGUAAGUCAUAAUCUUACAUUAAGGGGUUAAAAUAAUAUUGUGAAAGCGUAUUCUACUUGUAUAUGUAAGUGUGAGCAGUGACCGGGUGGGUUAACCUACCUAGUGUAAUAGCCUUGGGAGGCUGCCAAUGAGAAAACAUGGUAAACCGAGGGUGUAAUCUCCUCACCAAUAAGGGAGCCUGGGAGAAAAAUAAACAUGUACCCAUCUUGCUUUUUAGAAAUGUUUGAGGACUUUUCACGAGUCUUCCAAGGACAACGUGCCAAACCAACCUUGGUAUUGUGACUGGCGCUAGAGAUUUAAAUCACAAUGACCUCUGACCUCUCAGUUGAUUUGUCCCCGUAGUUCUUUUAAGAGGUUUCCUCACCUACACGCAGCAGUAGCAGCCAUUUUGUGGACUGAACCAAUAUUCAAGGGAAUGGAGCCUUAUCCGUACAUUAGUAACUUGCGACAUCUCUUGCAUGCCUCAGUGAUGUCUCUAGUUCCCACUUUAUAGGUUGGAUAUUGGGUUCACACCACAUAUUGUCUGCCUUGACUGCGCCUGGGUGACUGGGCCACUUUAUUCACAAAUUGUGGUUAGCGCUAGUUGCACAAAUAAAUAUGGACAGUUGCCAUUUUGAAAUCGAGAUGUGAAACUGUAUACUGUCCUAAAGCAAUAGAACAGUAAUGUUUUUCUUCAGUCUGCUUGAAAGUUGUAAGUAUGUAUGUGUAUAAAAUAUGUAUUUUUUUUUC